Molecule: messenger RNA, 780 nt
Organism: Nicotiana tabacum (common tobacco)
Lineage: Eukaryota; Viridiplantae; Streptophyta; Magnoliopsida; Solanales; Solanaceae
Source: RefSeq, a predicted model, not a curated record
AUGGAUGUGAAUAAUGCUUUCUUGCAAGGGGAUCUCUAUGAAGAUAUCUACAUGGAACUGCUACAAGGUUUCCAGAGACAAGGGGAGUAUAAGGCAAGGUAUCAUCAGAGUGCUUCCGAUCAUUCACUCUUCACUAAGAACACAACAUCAGACAUUGUUGUUAUCUUAGUAUAUAUGGAUGACUUGCUUAUUACUAGAAGUAGUGCAAAGCUUAUAAAGGAAGCCAAGCAGACAUUACAGAACUCUUUUAAGGUUAAGGACCUAGGGGAGUUAAGGUACUUUCUUGGCAUUGAAGUUUUGAGAUCAAAGAAGGGGAUCCUACUUACACAAAGAAAAUAUGCACUCCAGUUGAUAUCAGAAGUUGGACUUGCAGGAGCUAAAUCCAUCUCUACUCCAAUAGAGCUCAAUCAGAAGUUGACAACUAUUGAGUAUGAUAAGCAUGUAGAGGUAAAUGGAGAUGCAGAACUUGAGGACAUAGGGAGUUAUCAAAAAUUGACUGUGAGAUAUGUAAAGGCAGCACCAGGCCUUGGGAUUUUGCUUGAAGCAGGACCUAUUGAUACAUUUUCUGCCUAUUGUGAUUCAGACUGGGCUUCUUGUCCUAAUACUAGGAGGUCUAUCACAGGGUAUGUCGUCAAAUUGGGGAAUUCUUUAUUCUCAUGGAAGUCCAAGAAGCAACAGACUGUCAGUCGAAGCUCUGCAGAAGCUGAGUACAUGAGUUUAUUAGCAGCGGCAACAGCAGCAGAAAUCACAUGGUUACUAGGAUUGCUUAAGGAACUAUAG